This is a messenger RNA of Cornus florida, 1080 nucleotides long. RefSeq lists its product as uncharacterized. The transcript is spliced from 2 exons. The record is from RefSeq and is a predicted model, not a curated record. Lineage: Eukaryota; Viridiplantae; Streptophyta; Magnoliopsida; Cornales; Cornaceae. The coding region runs from base 1 to 1080 and encodes 359 amino acids.
AUGAAAGGGAAGGGCCAGGCUACAGUGAACGAUAUGGUACAAAAGACCAACCUAGCUUUUAGCCCAGCUGUUAUGAGUUGUCCUCUACCUAGCAAAUUCAAGAGGCCAACUCUUGAGAGCUUCGAUGGGACGCGGGACCCUCUCGACCAUUUGGAGACUUACAAAGCUCUUAUAUAUUUGCAAGUCGUACCGGACGAGAUUAUGUGCAGGGCUUUCCCUACCACACUCAAGGGUUGGGCUCGUCUCUGGUUCAAUAAAUUAAAGCCAGGCUCAAUUGAAAACUUUGAAGAGUUGAGCAAACAAUUUAUAGGACACUUCAUCGCUGGGCAGAAGCACAGGAGACCAGUAAUACAUUUACUUAAUGUGAAGCAGCAGAAGGGAGAGUCCCUUCGUGAUUACAUAAGUCGUUUUAACACUGAAAUGCUGCAAGUUGAAGAGGUGGACGACAAGGUUGCUAUUUUCCUAUUUUCCUUAUCAAAGGAAGCCCCUACAACCAUGACAGAGUUGAUGGUUAGAGCGCGGAAGCACAUGAACGCUGAGGAUGCUAUGAAUGCACGAAAAAACAAAGAUGGUGAAGAUAAGAGGUUUCACCGGGACCAUGGACAUAACACAGAAGAUUGUUUCGACCCCAAAAACCAGAUCGAGAACCUUGUUCAUAAAGGUCAUUUACGCAAAUUCACAACUAGAAAUGGAAAAGGAGGCUCCAACCCAGCCCAGGAGGGCCGAGAUGAUCGCCCUCCUCAACACCAACCAAUGGGUGAGAUCAAAGUUAUAUCGAGUGGCUUCGCUGGUGGUGGUGAGACAAGUUCGGCUUGGAGGGCUCAUGCUAGGAGAAUUCGGAGUUUUUCAGAGGUGAAUGAAGUUGGAAUGACAAGUCCUCCAACAAAAUUACCUCGAGUUGAGGAACCGGUCAUAACCUUUUCUGAAGAAGAUGACAAGGGAAUUCACCAGCCCCAUGAUGACCCUCUGGUAGUUUCCAUGGUCAUUGCUAAUUUCACUGUUCGACGAAUACUGAUAGACAAUGGUAGCUCGGCUGACAUACUAUUUCUUAGGGCGUACGAGAAAUUGAAAAUUGGCUGA